Messenger RNA from Striga asiatica, 978 nucleotides. The record is from the annotation of a GenBank genome assembly. NCBI's taxonomy places the organism in Eukaryota, Viridiplantae, Streptophyta, Magnoliopsida, Lamiales, Orobanchaceae.
AUGGAGCAAAACUCAGUCCACGUGACCACACCUAUCACCAUGGAGAGAGAUCUGGAGGAGAUGCACUCCCUGAGCGUCAUCGGCAUCUACAAGGAGAGCUUCAAGCUCAUCUUCAACCUCCGCAAAAUCUUCGCCCAAAUAACCCUAACCCUAAUCCUCCCCCUCUCCCUCAUCUUCCUCUCCCAAAAACACAUCUCCGACCUCCUCUACCGAAAAAUCCACUACCUCCACAACCUCGGCUUGCCCGCCUACAUCGCCCUCCACCUCCUCUACUUCAUCCUCACCCUCCUCAUCUUCUCCCUCCCUUCCACCGCCGCCGUCAUCUACACCGUCUCCUCCCACUACGCCUCCCGAGACCUCUCCUUCUCGAAAAUCACGCGUGCAGUCCCCCGAGUCUGUUGGCCCCGUCUGGCCGUCGCGUUCGUAUGCGCCGUCCUCUCCUUGGCCGCCUACAACAUCCCCUUCGGAGCCUUUUACUUCAUGUUUUGGGGCGGCGUCACUUACUUGUUCGUUCUCAUGAUGCACACUAUCGGGUUGGUGCAGCUGAUUAUCGCGUGCCAGCUGGCGGGCGUGGUGUGUGUGCUGGAGGGGUGGAGGGGGUUCGGGGCUGUGGUUAAGGGGAACAGGCUGGCGAAAGGGAGGAUGAUGGAGUUGUGUUUUGUGCUUGUGGGGGUGGACGCGGUGAUUAUUGGGGUGAAUGUGGGGUUUAUGUUUUUUGUGAUGUGGGGGGGAAGCGGGCGCGUGGGGAUGGAGGUGGGGUUGGGAGCGGUGUGUGUUGUGGUGGUGACGGUGGCGAUUUUGGUUGGGAGUGUGGCGCAGACGGUGGCGUAUUUUGUGUGCAAGGCGGAUAAAGGGGAGAGCGUGGAUAGGGCGGUGCUGGCCUGGCACUUGGGGAAGUAUGAUGAUGAGGGAUCGUCGGCGGAGGCGGAGGCGGAUCCAAAGGAUGAUGUCCAGGUGGAGGAGGGAGAUCGUGUCUGA